Messenger RNA from Drosophila ananassae, 1005 nucleotides. RefSeq names its product enhancer of yellow 2 transcription factor (gene e(y)2). The transcript is spliced from 2 exons. The record is from RefSeq and is a predicted model, not a curated record. Gene Ontology annotation, cellular component: DUBm complex; SAGA complex; nuclear pore. Bases 150 to 434 code for a protein of 94 amino acids. Gene Ontology annotation, molecular function: transcription coactivator activity; chromatin binding. Gene Ontology annotation, biological process: positive regulation of DNA-templated transcription; regulation of transcription by RNA polymerase II; poly(A)+ mRNA export from nucleus. NCBI's taxonomy places the organism in Eukaryota, Metazoa, Arthropoda, Insecta, Diptera, Drosophilidae.
AUCUAGCUAUAAAGAGCUAAACUUUCAAGCCAAAAAAGUAGCAGACGUGACAGCAACAAAAAUCCGCGAGAAAAAGAGGGAGGGCAGACCGAGUCUCUGUGGGACGCAAAGAGGAAGAGGAAGCUGAAGCCGCUAACCAGAAAACUAGAAUGGACCAAUACACAGUGCUCAGCGGGGACCGCUCCAAGAUCAAGGACCUGCUGUGCAACCGGCUAACCGAGUGCGGAUGGCGGGACGAGGUGCGUCUGCUGUGCAGGACCAUUCUGCUGGAGAAGGGCACCGGCAACAGCUUCACCGUCGAGCAGCUCAUCACCGAGGUGACGCCCAAGGCGCGCACCCUGGUCCCCGAUGCCGUCAAAAAGGAACUCCUGAUGAAAAUCCGCACCAUCCUCACCGAGAACGAGAGCGAGAUCGAGGAUGCGGAGGAGCCCUAGGAACAGUCCGGGAUCAGCUUGUUUUUAAUCCACCACCCCCCUCCCCCCACAGCAAGCUAAUAUUAACAUUAAUUAAUUAGGUUUAUCGGUACGAAGUCAUGCUUGGAGGUUAACGCUCGGAUGAGGGAUAUUCUUGGACUCAACUAGGGCCAGGAGGUGUUGCUAUAUACACGGAGCAGAAGAGUUUGCGUAGAGAGUUUAGGCAAUGCCGUUCCUCCAUUAGCCUUUCUUUUAGAAACUAUUUAGACAAAAAAAAAGCCAAACAAUUCUCUUAUUUUAAACAUUUUUAAACUCCUUAUACACUCUAUUAUUUUUAUACAUUUUUUUAUGAAACAUUUAUUCCUCCGAUCGUCAUGGAACUCGUGUCAUUGGCUAACGAUUAUAUACGAAAACAAUAAUAAACCAAUUUAUGAUUAUUUUGCACGAUUCUGAUCCAAUUAGACGUAGGUAACCAACUCGAUCCAUAACGAAACUCGAUCUGCCUGUAAGCAUUUUGCCUUUUUGUAUACAAAUAUUCUUAAAACUAAGCGAGUAAAGUCCGGAGGAGCUGCCAUCAAACGUUUUACAAUAA